GUAUUUACGUAAAGUAUAAAAUGCUUUAAAUAAUUAAAAUGAAAAUUUAUAUUGUAUUGCAAAAAAAAAAAGACUUAUUCAAUAAAAAUGAGCACCAACAUGAUUAACUCCGUAGGUUAUCGUGUAAAUUAUAUGAAAUGUGGGUCUGUGGGUCCACACCCAUUACUUAAAUCUAUAUGCAUAAGAAGUUUGGCUUCUUCUAAGACAAAUGAAAUGAAAAUUCAGGAAUGUUACAAUUUAUUAAACCUACCAAUGCAUUCUAAGCAAGAAGCGGUCCGCAAUGCAUUCUUGGAACUUGCCAAAAAAUACCACCCUGACUCUGGAUCUCCUGAAGCUGAUAUGAAUAAAUUUGUUGCAAUUGAGAAUGCAUUUCGAUUCUUAACCAAACACAAUACUGGGGUUGUAAACAAUGAGGAGAUUGACACGAUUGUCUAUGACAUAAGGCAUACAGCACCACAACACAGACAAUAUUUAAGUUUUGAAGGUAUGGGUUAUGGUACACCAUUCCAACGUCAAAAGCAGUGGGCUCAAGCAAAAGCCCAAAAGGCAGCAACUAAUGUCUUAGAACACAGGAUGGCUAAAGCUAUUGCUUCAGAAAACGCACUCAUGAAGAAAGGUGCUACUCCUGACAAAAAGCAUGAUAUUAAAACAAAAUAUGGCUUUGACAGACUAGUUGAGGAUUUGAUACAAGAAUCUAUGUCAAAAGGAGAAUUUGAAAAUUUAAGCGGUAAAGGAAAACCUUUGAAAGACCAGAAUACAAAUCCGUAUGUUGAUUUCAUUACACAUAAAUUGAAUGAGGUACUAAUUAACAAUGGAUUCACACCAGAAUGGAUAACAAUGAGCAAAGAAAUCGAUCAAGAUAUAGAAUUUCUCAAGAGGGAUAUAAGUAAUGAUAGAAAGUAUUUAGGACCAUACCCUCUUAAUGAUAAUGAUGAGACAAAGUGGCAUGACAUCUGUAAAAGUUAUAGAGAUUUUGCUAAAACUAUCAACAGUAAAAUCAAUAAAUACAAUCUGAUUGUACCACUGUUAAAUAAACAAAAGUUUUAUGUUGAAAUUGAUAAGAUUUUAAAUGAUAUACUGAAGAAUGGUGAACAUUCUGUGGAGAAAGUAUCUGUUGAAGAUAACAAUAAGACGGAAACACAUAAUUAUGUCGUGGGAGGUGAAGAUUUAUUGAGUACUUUGAUGAGAGCUAUCGAAGAUGUAUUUCAUCCAAAUAAACAUAAGCGAAAUGUAGAUAAAGACGAGAAAAGAAAUUAGACUUGCAACUUUUUAGUAAAUCUGUUUUGGUAACCUUAAGUCAAUAAAUACAUAUUUCUCACGUUGGGAGUGAAAUAUAAGUAUGCAACUGAAAAAAGUAACAUUUUUUCUCUUCAAAACCUUUUGUGACUCAGCUGUAUAAGCAAUCGACAUCAGGGGACAUAUUUUAAUUGGAUUGGAUUGGAUUUCAGGAGUGAAAAUGCAUGCAUACUUUAUGACACAUCUAGUCUUAAUGUGAUGAAAAUUCUGUGAUAAAUUUACAUACAUUUAACAAAUAAAACUCC
Molecule: messenger RNA, 1541 nt
Organism: Diatraea saccharalis (sugarcane borer)
Lineage: Eukaryota; Metazoa; Arthropoda; Insecta; Lepidoptera; Crambidae
Source: the annotation of a GenBank genome assembly